This is a messenger RNA of Cloeon dipterum, 982 nucleotides long. RefSeq lists its product as uncharacterized. Bases 84 to 908 code for a protein of 274 amino acids. The record is from RefSeq and is a predicted model, not a curated record. Lineage: Eukaryota; Metazoa; Arthropoda; Insecta; Ephemeroptera; Baetidae. The transcript is spliced from 11 exons.
GUAAAUAUGCCGGAUGCAGAACACUCGUGCGACCAUUUUUGUUGCUGCAACACAGGAGCAUUUUCAGUCCGAGCUGAAAUUCAAUGGAAAAAUCAGUGUUUGGUCUUGUUGUUUUCACUUUUCUUUCCCCCAUUCACGCGGCAUCUGAUUUGUCGAAAUGUGCGAAUAAAAUCGAUUGCAACAUUGUUCGUCUGCAGCAGUACUUUUGUAUUGCGCGGUGCAUUAGUUUCGUAAGGGAUGAGGCACCGUCUGCAUUGACUAACAAUGGUACUUGCCCUGCUGUCAAUUGGUGGUGGCGACCGACGACUACGACCACAACUGCACCUACCACUAUUCCCGUAGCUACUGGUCCAUGUGUGAACAUAAAGGCUGGAUUUGAGAAGUGCUGCAGAAAAUCGCCCUACGAUGAUUUGUUUCCUGAUGAAGAUAGCGACUGCACGAACGAUGAUUUAAUCACUUCGAGAGAGUACAGAAAUUUGAGAAAAGAUUCAGAGCUCUUUUCCUUCGUAUCUCCAACGGGAGAUCUCCAACUGGAUAAAGUGGCGGAUAGUGCAUACUUCUUUUACGACUGCAUGUUUAAAGUCAAGAAACUGUAUGACGAUGGAGAGUUAAACGCCAAAAGGAUUGCUAGCUACCUAAAAAAGAAUGCUGAUGAUUCAAGCGCUGAUACUAUUGACGAUCAAGUACCGCAAUGUAUUAAGUUAACUAAAAGAAUUCCACAGUUUGAUGAGAAAUACAAGAUAUUCACUAACAGCAGCAAAAAUGUGCGAGUUUAUCAGUCACCAUAUGUAUUCAAUGUGUGCAUUAGGCGAGCGCUUUUUGCUCAAUGCACACCAUCAAAAAGUGAUGAUUGCACUGGCGUCAAAGACAACAUCAACAAUUGCGUGAUCACAAUUCCUAAAAGUUAAUUUACUUUACGUAUAUAUUGGCACAUUCCAAAAGAAAACCUCAUAAGGCGAGAAAACUAUAAAAUACGUUUUAC